Messenger RNA from Aspergillus lentulus, 1698 nucleotides. RefSeq names its product serine/threonine-protein kinase RIO1. Gene Ontology annotation, molecular function: protein serine/threonine kinase activity; ATP binding. The record is from RefSeq and is a predicted model, not a curated record. NCBI's taxonomy places the organism in Eukaryota, Fungi, Ascomycota, Eurotiomycetes, Eurotiales, Aspergillaceae.
AUGUCCACUCAAGACCCGAGCACACAGGCAACAAGCCUUGUAGAUGGGCUGUCUCCUUCCCACACAUAUGUCCCCAACAGAGGAUAUGUGAACGCUGAAGGCACAGUCCCCGCCAUGGCGGGGCAAGACCCCGAGGCGCAAGCAAUCGAGGAGGAAGAGGACGAAUACUACGAUGAUAUCUUCGAAGAAGCGUUGGACGAGGAAGACUUCACCUCAUCGAAUACUGCGGAUCUCACCAAAGCUUACAACCGUCAACGAAAAGUGAACGAGCUAGCUGCGGACCCCAAUGCGCCCAAAUGGACCUACCCGAAGACGAACACCCAGAAACCUACCGUCAACACAUAUGCCUCCGUCGAUGAUCAGGUGAAAUCCUUGACUCGGCAUGCGGCUAAGAUCAAGCUCGACGAUAUGCAGUCUGGGUUGGCGGUUCGCGGUGAGCGUGGUGGCGACAGGGCCGACCGAGCAACAUCCGAGCAAGUGCUUGAUCCUCGUACACGAAUGAUUCUGUUGCAGAUGAUCAAUCGGAAUAUCGUUGCGGAGAUUCACGGCUGUUUGUCGACGGGUAAAGAAGCCAAUGUUUACCACGCCAUUUGGUUUCCCGACGAGGAGGAGACUCAACAUCACCGUGCCAUUAAAGUCUACAAGACUAGUAUUCUGGUGUUCAAGGACAGAGACAAGUACGUUACCGGUGAAUUCCGAUUCAGACAAGGAUACAACAAAAGCAACAACCGAGCAAUGGUUAAGUUGUGGGCGGAGAAGGAGAUGCGGAACCUUCGAAGAAUCUACGCUGCCGGCAUCCCCUGCCCGGAACCAAUUCACCUGCGGCUGCACGUCCUCGUCAUGGGGUUUGUCGGUAAUUCCAAAGGUUUACCAGCUCCUCGUCUGAAGGAUGUCGAGUUCGACACCCCAGAGCCGGAGACCAGAUGGCGUGAGCUGUACAUCGAGCUCCUCGGAUAUAUGCGUGUGAUGUACCAGACAUGUCACUUGGUGCACGCUGAUUUGAGCGAGUACAACAUACUUUACCACAAGAACAAGCUGUACAUUAUCGAUGUCAGUCAGAGCGUGGAGCAUGAUCACCCGCGCAGCUUGGAGUUCCUGCGUAUGGAUAUCAAGAACGUGAGCGACUUCUUCCGCCGAAAGGGCGUGGAGACGCUCUCCGAACGUACCGUUUUUGAGUUCAUCGUUACCGCAGAGGGAGCUGCCACCAUUGAAGCGAGCGAGGAGAUGCAUGACGCUAUUGAAAAGCUCUACACACUGAAGCCGGAUCAAGCCGAAACCGAGCAAGAUACCGCCGUUUUCCGUCAGCAAUUCAUCCCUCAGACAUUAGAGCAGGUGUACGACUUCGAGCGUGACGCCGAAAAGGUUCGGGCGGGUGAAGGCUCGGACCUUGUCUACCGUGACCUCCUUGCAAGUGGCAAAUCAGCCUCGAAGAACAUCCCGGACGGGGAAGAUGAUCAAGAAUCAGAUGCCAGCGGCGGUGUUUCAGUCGCAGACUCUGCAUCUGACUCGGAAGAAGGGCCCGACGGAGACGAUCCGUUUGCGAAGAAACAACCGCGUGGUAAGCGGUUCGAAGACAAGGACUCUAAACGUGAGCAUAAGCAAAAGGUCAAGGAGGAAAGGCGUCAGCAACGCGCAAACAAGAUGCCGAAGCAUCUCAAAAAACGGCUCGUCUCUACUUCGUCCAGGAAGAAGAAAUGA